This is a messenger RNA of Monodelphis domestica (gray short-tailed opossum), 9896 nucleotides long. RefSeq names its product chromatin remodeler ATRX (gene ATRY). Gene Ontology annotation, molecular function: ATP binding; ATP hydrolysis activity. The record is from RefSeq and is a predicted model, not a curated record. NCBI's taxonomy places the organism in Eukaryota, Metazoa, Chordata, Mammalia, Didelphimorphia, Didelphidae. Gene Ontology annotation, cellular component: nucleus.
AGGGAGAGAGAGGAAGACAAGAAGGGAGAAAAAGGAGAGAAUGAGAAAGGAAUGGAGAAGACGGAGAAAAAAGAAAGAAUGGAAAGGGGGGGGGGAAGGAGAAGACUGGAGGGCUGAAGACCCCCUAGACUGGCUACGGAGGAGGAAAAGUAUAAGAGUGUGGAGGGGGAGGGAGGACCAGAGAAAGAGGGGUGGGGCAUAGAAAAGUCGAAGGGGAAGGGGUAAAGAGGAGAGAAAUAGGACUGGAGGGAGAGAAAAGGGGAUGGGGGAGGGAGGGAGAAAGUUAGAGUGGGCGGGGGAGGUUGGCCAGGGGAGAAAACGUGUGAGGAAGGGGCAUUCGCCAAUUGUGAGCAAGUUUUCGUUUUUGGUGCUUGGUUUCCCCGGGUGGAGGUGGGCUAACCCUAACCCUGCAGCCACACCGGGACGGGUCGUCCCUGUCAGGUGUCCCAGGGGCAUUGCAAUUGUCCGGGCGCUGCGGAAGUGACGUGACGGUUGUCCAACCAGAAUCUUCGCUGGGAGUUGCUAGGUGGGCGGUUCAUGUUAGUUUCUCGCUGUUUUCCUGGGAGAAAAUGGAACUCCCCCGGCUCCAACUUGGGAGGUAAAUCUUGCUGCCCCUUGAGAAAGGACUUGUCAUUUCCACCAUCAAUCUUCUGUGAGCCUGUAUCUGUGAGCCUCAGCGCCCUGGGUGGUUCUUUUCCUGAGCAUCAAAUUGUCCAAGGUUUUGUGGUCUUGAACCCCUUAAGGACUUUUGUCCUGAUUUCUCCCUGAUCCCCUUUGUAAAUGAGGCGUGAAGACCCUUUUCUGCUCCGGAGGACGUCUCUGGGUGAAGUGGUGUUUGCCCCGGGGAGCAAACUAUCCUGGGUGAAGGCGGUGGUACUCAGCAGCCGGCCAAUGCUGGUUCAGGGCUCCCUGUACCUCGGGGGUCUUUUUUCAGCAUUUCCCCCAUCCAAGGAGUAGCCAGGAAUUUCUCUGCUCUUACUGUAGAUGCUGGAUGUGCGGUUGUUGCUCCCCUCUCAGAGUGUAUAUCGAGUACAGGAUUCUUCCUUGGAGUCUCUUGUGGCCUGGGAAGUAGAAAAAUAGGUUGAGCGGGGUGAAUAAAAAAAAAAAAGAGAGAUAAGACCCGGGAAAGAAGAUAAGGCGGGGAGGGGAGAAAAGAAGGGGGGAUGCAGAGGGAAAGAAGGGAAAGGGUGGGGAGUGGGUGUGGCGAUGAAAGAGGGGAAGGUGUGAGAGAGUAGAAAAAAAGAGAAGAGUAACAAAAAAUGGGAGAAGAAGACCGAGGACUGAAGAGAUCUAGACAACAUACAGAGUAGGAACAGGAUAAUUGUGGAGGUGGGGUGGGGAGGGGGGGGGGUCAGAGAAAGUUUGGAUAUCCAAGGAGAGGAGAGGCGGAUGAUAGUUGGGGAGGACAGAGCAGCCAAAGGUAGAGGGUUACAGGGAAGAGGAAUGUGGAGGGGGGGAGACAAGGGGAAAGAGGGGAGAGGGUAUGAGGGGUGGAAAAAGGAAAGGAUGGGCGGGGAGAGGGAGAGAGGGAAGAGUGGGGAAGCAGAAGAGGGCAAGAAAGUUGGCCUGCGCCAGGGAGGUAGGCAAGAGGGAAAAGAGAGAAUGAGGAAAAGGGAUAGAGAGGGGAGAUGGAGAGAAAAUCAUGGAUGGAGAGUCAAAGAAAAGACAGGGUGAGCGGGAGAAUUCGAAUUAGGGGGAUGAAGAGUCCUAGACUGGUUACAGAAUAGGGAUAAAAAGGUAUAAAAGUGAGGUAAGGGAGGAGAGGAGCAAGAGAAAGAGGGGGGCAUAGAAAAGGAGAAGAGAGAGGGGAUGACAGUUGCGAAGGACAGACUAGAAAGAGGUUCGAGAGAGGGGGAAAGAGGAGAGUCAUAUGGCUAGAAGGAGGUCAAAGAGAAUUGAAAGGGGGAGAAAAGGGAAGUGUUGGAGGGAGAAGAGGGCCAGCCGAGGGAGAAAGUUGGAGCGGGCGGGGGAGUUUGGCGAGGGGGAAAACGUGUCAGGAAGGCAUGCGAGGUUGCCCGCCACCUGGGCACUCGCUCAGGGCCAGCAAGUUUCUCCCUUUGGUCCUGCGUUUCCCCCGGUGGAAGUGUGGUGUUGGUAUCUGGGGCCAGCAGCCACCCCCGGCUUGUGGUCCCUCCCCACCGCACCCCUCCGCGGCUCGGGAAGUUGGAAUCGUCCGCUGGGCCGUACACUGACGUGUCCGUCGUCCAAUCAGAAUCUUUGUUUGGCGUUGCUAGGUGGGCGGUUCCUUUCAGUUUCUCCGGGUUUUCCUGGGAGAAAAAUUGAACUGCUUUUGCUCCAACUUCCGAGGUAAACCUUUCAGCCCCUUGGAAAAGAAGAGAGAGGAAAGAGCGGGAAAGCAGAAGAGGGCAAGACCAGGGAGAAAGUUGGCCUGCGCCAGGGAGGUAGGCAAGAGGGAAAAGAGAGAAUGAGGAAAAGGGAUAGAGAGGGGAGAUGGAGAGAAAAUCAUGGAUGGAGAGUCAAAGAAAAGGCAGGGUGAGCGGGAGAAUUCGAAUUAGGGGGAUGAAGAGUCCUAGACUGGUUACAGAGUAGGGAUAAAAAGGUAUAAAAGUGAAGUAAGGGAGGAGAGGAGCAAGAGAAAGGGGGGGGGAUAGAAAAGGAGAAGAGAGAGGGGAUGACAGUUGCGAAGGACAGACUAGAAAGAGGUUCGAGAGAGGGGGAAAGAGGAGAGUCAUAUGGCUAGAAGGAGGUCAAAGAGAAUUGAAAGGGGGAGAAAAGGGAAGUGUUGGAGGGAGAAGAGGGCCAGCCGAGGGAGAAAGUUGGAGCGGGCGGGGGAGUUUGGCGAGGGGGAAAACGUGUCAGGAAGGCAUGCGAGGUUGCCCGCCACCUGGGCACUCGCUCAGGGCCAGCAAGUUUCUCCCUUUGGUCCUGCGUUUCCCCCGGUGGAAGUGGGGUGUUGGUAUCUGGGGCCAGCAGCCACCCCCGGCUUGUGGUCCCUCCCCACCACGCCCCUCCGCGGCUCGGGAAGUUGGAAUCGUCCGCUGGGCCGUACACUGACGUGUCCGUCGUCCAAUCAGAAUCUUUGUUUGGCGUUGCUAGGUGGGCGGUUCCUUUCAGUUUCUCCGGGUUUUCCUGGGAGAAAAAUUGAACUGCUUUUGCUCCAACUUCCGAGGUAAACCUUUCAGCCCCUUGGAAAAGAAGAGAGAGGAAAGAGCGGGAAAGCAGAAGAGGGCAAGACCAGGGAGAAAGUUGGCCUGCGCCAGGGAGAAAUUUGCUUUGCCAAGGAUAAAAGGGAGGGGAAGGAAUAUAGACUUCAGAUAAACAUUUUAGCAUUAUAUGGUGAUUUUGCAUAAUGGAAAAUCCAAAAAGUGAGGAUAGUACUCAUUCUGAAGAACAGAAAACUUUAAAGCCUACAUGCUCAAAAAGGAAACUUGCAAGUUUUAAAGAACACACUGACUCUGAUGAUGGACAGAUUAUGGAUGAACCUAUAAGUGAAUUUCAAUCAGAUGAAAAUUCAGAAAAUACUGUUUCUAUGAAAAGCUUCACUGAAGGUACUGUCAUUGCACAAUCGGAGCCAUUCCAGAAACCAUAUCCAGAAGAUAAAGAUGAAAAACCUGAAGGUAGCCACAGAAGUAAAAUUAAAACUGGAACUCACAAAAAACAUAUUGGGAAAGAGCUACUUAGAAUUGUGACUUGCACAGCUUGUGGACAACAACUGAACCAUUUUCAGAAAGAUUCAAUGUAUCGACAUCCUGCACUAAAUGUUCUUAUUUGUAAGAACUGCUACAAAUAUUAUAUGAGUGAUGAAAUAAGCCAUGAUUCUGAAGGAAUAGAUGAACAGUGCAGGUGGUGUGCAGAAGGUGGAAACUUAAUUUGUUGUGACAGUUGCCAUAAUGCUUUUUGCAAAAAAUGCAUAUUGCGCAACCUCGGGCGAAAGGAGAUAUCAAAAAUACUGGAUGAAAACAACCAGUGGCGUUGCUAUAUUUGCCAGCCUGAGCCUUUGCUAGAUUUGAUUGCCACAUGUGACAGUGUGUUUGAGAAUUUAUUGCAACAGAAGAAAAAAAAGCUAAAGCUUGCGAGUGAUGAAAAGAAAUGUGAUCAUCCACAUAAAUUCCACCCCACGCCAAAAGGUACUCGUACUGAAGAGAAAACCCAGUUAGAUGAUUCUUCCUCUAGUUCUGUAACAUUUUUUUUCCCAUCAUUAAUGCUUCCAAAAGAUUUGAUUGAAAAGACAAAAAAUCUAGUUGAGAACACUACAAAUAUGAACUCAAGUUUUCUUAAAUUUUUGGAAAAAACAGUCAGUAAUCCACAAAUUGGCUCAACUGUUAAGUUACAUCAAUUGAAAGCUAUAAAAUUUGUGAUGAAUGACAUAAGUAAGAGUCACCAGACAUUAGAUAAAUACUUGAACAAGGAGAUAAGCAGUGUGGGUGUUAGAGAUAAGGAAGAAACUGCUACAAAAUGCACAAGUGAGAAUACAGAAAAAUGUCCUGAAAUUGAUAAUGUAAAUGAAAAAUAUGAAGCAGAAAAUAAAUUUAUUAUGAAGACAAAAAAGUUUUCACUUGACACAACUAGAACAGAAAUAGCAGUUUCUACAACAACUAAAGAAUUACAAUGUGAAUUUGCCAGUACAUCUAAAUCUGUACAGAUGGACAUUAGGUUUAUUCCUUCUUCAGGAUCUGAAGAUAUUUUUGCGAUUCUGAAAUCAUCUGUUAAUAUCCACAAUGUUAAAAGUACUGACACUGAUCAGGAUUCAGAAAAUUAUUCUUUAAAAAUUGAUGAGUCUUUAAAAGAUAACAAAAGAGAGGCCAAGUUUAAAGUAUUAGCCAAAGUAACAAAGAAAAUGCAUGAAAUUCCAGCUUCCUUAUCAGAUUUCACAUUGAAAGACUCUGACCGCCAAAGAUCACCACAUAUAAGAACAUCUUUAAGAAAACAAAUAGAAAAUAUUACAUCUAAUUUAGAGGAAGAAAGAAACAAGAAAAGUAAGACAAAAUCAUUAGGACCAUGGAAAAAAGAUAAAAAUUCUUUGCCUCAAAUUGAAGAGCAAUUUUCCAAAAAAUCUUGUUUAAUUAUUCAUAGUUUAGAUUCAGAUGAAAAGUCAGUUAUGUUCAGGGAAUCUAUUAAAAUGAAUCGAAGCCCUUUAGAGUCUGAUACUGACAGGAAAGUUGUAGACAAGAAAAAGCACCACACAAUUAAACGUAAGAAGGCAAAACAAAACAAAGAAGAUUCCGCUUCAGAUUCAGAUGCUGAUUGUAAAAAGGGAAAAGCUUCAAAUUUUUCCCCAGGAAAAGCCAUAAAAGAACAGCUGUAUGAACAUUAUUUUUUUCCCUCUUCAUCUGACAGUGAUACGUGUGAAAUGACUAUUACAGAAAAUACUGAUACAUUAAAUACUGGAUAUUUUCAGGUGCCAGGGAAUGAAACUGAUACUCUAUGUGUGCCUGUCGUAACAGAUGAUCAUGAUGUUAAGCCUGAGAAUCGAAUUGUCAAGAAGAAGCUCUUUGAAGAUCUCAAAGCCAGUUUUUCUUCAGAGGAAAGUGAAGAAUCAGAUGUUAAAAAGAGUACUGAAAAGACAGAUGAAACAAAUACAAGAAGUGAGGGGAUUUAUAGGAAUAGCACUUCAGAAUUUGAUUCAGACUCUGAGGAAACUAAAAACCUUAAAUACACAUGCAUGCUAUUGAUCCAUAAACUAAGUAGUGGAGAAUCUGCAGAAGAGACAAAAAAAAGCACACAGAAAGUGAGCAGUGGAGCUUCUGUUGAUUCUGAUUUCAAAAGACUUGCUGUUACUGAAGAUAUUACUGAACGUAAAGGUAAUCGAAGGCCACGGCCAAGAUCAUCAAGAAAUACAAAGUUAGAUAAUCAGCGGAGUUACAAACAAAAGAAGAAAAGGAGACAUAUUAAAGUACGUGAGGAUUCAUCAAGUGAAAAUAAGAGCAAUUCUGAAAGUGAUGACUCAAAGUCACCAGGAAAAAGUAGGAAGAAAAUUAGAAAUAUCCUUAAAGACUAUAAAUUACGAAGAGAAACACAGAGAGCCCUUAAAGAAGAGGAAUGGAGGAGAAAGCGCCUUGCUGAAAGAGAACAAGAAAGAGAAAAAUUAAGAGAGGUGCUAGAUGUUUCUGAUUCACCUGAUAUGUAUCCAAUUACAACCAAACUUAUUUUAGAUGAAGAUGAAGAAACCAAAGAACCUUUGGUUCAGCUCCAUAGAAAUAUGGUUACCAAAUUAAAACCUCAUCAAGUAGAUGGUGUUCAGUUCAUGUGGGACUGCUGUUGUGAAUCUGUAAUAAAAACAAAGACAUCAGCAGGCUCAGGAUGCAUUCUUGCCCACUGCAUGGGUCUUGGAAAAACACUACAAGUGGUAACUUUUCUUCACACAGUUCUGUUAUGUGACAAAUUGAAGUUUGCUACAGCUUUAGUGGUUUGCCCCCUUAACACUGUCUACAACUGGAUAAAUGAAUUUGAGAAAUGGCAGAAGGGAUUACAAGAAGAUGAAAAACUCAAGGUUUCAGAAUUAGCAACCAUGAAACGCCCUCAGGACAGAUGCCUCAUUCUGCAAAAUUGGCAGGACAAUGGUGGAGUAAUGAUUAUCGGCUAUGAAAUGUAUCGAAAUCUUGCACAAGGAAGGAAUAUGAAGAGUAGAAAAUUAAAAGAAAUAUUUAAUAAAACUCUUGUUGAUCCAGGUCCAGACUUUGUUGUAUGUGAUGAAGGCCAUAUACUAAAAAAUGAAACUUCAGUUAUAUCCAAAGCUAUGAAUUCUAUUCGUUCAAAAAGAAGAAUUAUUUUAACAGGAACACCUCUACAGAAUAAUCUAAUUGAAUAUCACUGUAUGGUUAAUUUUAUCAAAGAGAAUCUCCUUGGUUCUAUCAAGGAAUUUAGGAAUCGAUUCAUAAAUCCAAUUCAAAAUGGCCAGUGUGCAGAUUCCACUAUGGAAGAUGUUCGAAUAAUGAAAAAGCGGGCUCACAUUCUCUAUGAACUAUUAGCUGGAUGUGUUCAGAGGAAAGAUUACACAGCAUUAACAAAGUUUUUGCCACCAAAAUAUGAGUAUGUAAUAUCAGUAAGAAUGACUUCUAUUCAGUGCAAGCUUUACCAGUACUAUUUGGAUCAUUUAAUAGGUGUGGGAGGUACUAUUGAAGGAAGGAAAGGGAAAGCAGGAACAAAGCUCUUCCAGGACUUUCAGAUAUUUAGCAGAAUUUGGACUCAUCCAUGGUGCUUACAGUUGGAUUAUAUUAGCAAAGAAAACAAGGGAUAUUUCGAUGAAGAAAGCAUGGAUGAAUUGGUAACCUCAGAUUUUGAUGAAAUCUCAACAAGCUCAGAUGAAUAUCCUAAGAAAAAAAAGUCCAAAGGAAGAAAAAAUACUGACUCAAGUGGAAGUGAUGACAGUGUAGAAGUAAUUAAAGUAUGGAAUUCAAGAUCUAGAGGUGGUGGUCAAGGAAAUAAGGAUGAGGGGACCAGCAGCUCAUCUAUAACCCCGAAACAAGAAGAAAGCAGAGCAACAUACUUUUCAAAUCCAGGCAGCCCUUCAAUAAUGUGGUACAAAGAUUUUAUCACAGAUUCUGAUGCUAAGGUUUUGGAGCAUUCUGGGAAAAUGGUACUUCUUUUUGAAAUUCUAAAAAUGGCAGAGGAACUUGGGGAUAAAGUGCUGGUCUUUAGCCAAUCUCUCAUAUCUUUGGACUUGAUUGAAGAUUUUCUUGAAUUGGGGAGUAUGGAAAUGUCAGAUGAUAAAGAUAGGCCUCCCAUUUAUAAAGGUGAAGGAAAAUGGUUUAGAAACAUUGAUUAUUAUCGUUUGGAUGGUUCUGCAACUGCAAAGUCCAGAAAGAAAUGGGCUGGAGAAUUUAAUGACGAAACUAAUGUGAGGGGGCGACUAUUUAUCAUUUCUACUAAAGCAGGAUCUCUUGGAAUUAAUCUGGUAGCUGCUAACAGAGUAAUCAUCUUUGAUGCCUCUUGGAAUCCAUCUUAUGACAUUCAGAGUAUAUUCAGGGUUUAUCGCUUUGGUCAAAAUAAACCCGUCUAUGUAUACAGAUUUUUAGCUCAGGGAACAAUGGAAGACAGAAUUUAUGAACGUCAAGUAACCAAGCAGUCACUGUCUUUCCGGGUCAUUGAUCAACAGCAAAUUGAACGCCAUUUUACUAUGAGUGAACUGACUGAGCUUUAUACAUUUGAGCCCGAUUUACUGAAUGAUCCUAUUUUAGAAAAGAAGAAAAGGAGGGACACUCCUGUGCUGCCAAAGGACACAAUCCUUGCAGAAUUGCUUCAAAUACAUAAGGAAUUCAUCGUAGGAUAUCAUGAACAUGAUUCUCUUUUGGACCAUAAAGAAGAAGAAGAACUUACUGAAGGAGAGAGAAAAGCAGCAUGGGCAGAAUAUGAAGCAGAAAAAAAGGGACUUUCUAUGCAUUUCACUUUGCCCUCUGUCAGUUUCAGCUCAGAGCCUCCAUUUAUUCCUUUUGAUAUGGAAGCCAUCUCAUCACUGAGUGAUCCACAGUUGGAAGAUCUUAUUAAUCAGAGCAAAGAAAAAGUAGCAGAAGCAACCAACAAUAUGAAAUCAAUGAAGAUCCUAUCUCUCAAAGACAUCAUUUCAGCUGUUCGGAAAGAAAAUGUAUGUUUCACAGAAGCUCAAAUUUAUUCCCUGGCUUUAAGUAAGCAAGCUGAUCAGGAACGUGAUGCUAAGCACAGAGAAGCUAUCUACAAUGAUGUAUCAAUAAGACAGCAGAUGUUAAUAAGCUGUGUCCAACAGAUACGAAUGAAUAAAAAGCUUCUACAACAAUAUAGUGAAGAAUUAUUAAAUCAAGAAGACUCUUCAAGUCACUACCCUGUGAUGCCAGAACCUCCAAAUCUAGUAAUAAAUCCCUCUAGUUACCAACAUAUUGAUGUGAAAGGAAUGUAUCAGCCAAGUUCUAGUGUACUGGAAGCACUACAAAUAAGAAGCAAGACUCCAAGGUCUUCCCAAAGGAAAUCAUUGUGAUUUUCAUCAAAAAAUAUUUAAUGCAUUCUAAAAGUUUAGAUUUUCCUUAAAUCAUUUUUAUUUUGAGGUUGAGAUUAAUAUUACCCAAGUUUAAUUGAAAACAUCCAAGAAAAAUAAGAUCCACACAAUUUUACUUUGUUUACAUUAUGAAAUCACCUGUGCUGUUUGCAAGAUUUGACAACUGAGAUGAUUAUUAUUUGAAGUAGUGUUUAUUUCAUUUCUCAUUCUAUUCCAAUAUAUUUAACUUAAAAUAUUAGUACCAAGUUCUUAAAUUUUAAGGUUUAGAUUAUAUUAAUGAAUGAGAGACAUAAGUAAUGAUAAUUAUUCAUGGGAGGCUGAGGAUAUUUAGAAAGCACAACAAACCCUCUAUAAGAUAUUAAUUACAGUGCCCAAUCAGAGGUCACCAUUUUGAGAAAACUUAGAAAUAAGUGACAUCUUUCAUGGAAAUUAAAGAGACAGCACUCAGAAACAAGCAUACUUCAUUGAUAUUGGGAUUAUCUAAAUAUGUUGGUAUUGUGGAUGAAAGAAGCUGUUUCAAUAGAAGUAAUGCAUGAGAAACCUAAUUGGAAAUGUUUAAGAAAUGAAAACUGCAUAUUGUCCCCAUACAAGAGAAUGUUUUGAAAAAUAACUUCCAUCUACUGAAAAUUAUGUAGCAGUGUUUAUUACAUUUGAGAUGUCAUUUUUAGAAUUCAUUUAAGUUAUAUUAUUUUAGUUGCUUUUAGAUAAUGAUAAUUUGUUAAAAACAGUUUUGCCCGAUUACUCCAUAUUUUAUUAGUUUUAAUGUUUUGUUGUCUUAUGUAUUUUAAUCCAAUGACAGUAAACAUUUUAAUAUUACAUAGCUUUUAAAUUCCCUAUGAAAUAUUUUUGGUACUUUAGAAAUUAUUUUGCCUCCUACAGUUUUUUCAAAUACAUAUAUAAGUAGUAGAGUUGUAUGUGAAGAGAAUAAGGGGUUAGACCAAAUAAACAAUACCUUAACUUUUAUUUUUAA